UCAAAUUACAGGUGGCUGCCGGGUAAGCGGGCUUGAGCCCCAAGGAACCGCUAAUCGUUUUCAAUAAUUGUUCGCUCAUCUGAACGCCAUUGCUUCUAGGGGCGGAUGGUUUCCAUGCCUUCUUGCGCCAGAAAAGUAUUGUCGUCCAGCACGCACUGGAUGUGAAGAACGAGUCGGUUAUCCUCCAGGAUCUGAAAGAGCCAAAUGGAGAACCGAUAACGAUACAAGACUUCUUUAUCUCUCCUGACAUGCGAUAUGUCCUUGUCGAAACAGAUUACGAGCGGGGCUGGCGUCACUCGUUUUUGGCGAAUUAUUGGCUUUGGGAUGUUAACAAGAAGGAGGCAACGAGAUUGCCAACGUCGGAACCGACUAAAAAGCUUGCACUAGUGAUGUGGAGCAAGAGCGGUAACAAUAUUGCGUGGGUGCGGGAGAACAACAUCUACGUCACACUGAAUGCCGACCCGCAUAUCGAAGUCCCGAUCACCAAUGAUGGAUCGGCCAAUAUUAUCAACGGCAUUGCGGACUGGGUUUACGAGGAGGAAGUAUUUGGAAGCCAUGAGGCGAUGUGGUUUUCGCCAGACGGCACCCAUGUCGCGUAUCUGAAAUUCAACGAAACCGAAGUACCCGAAUACAAUCUGCAAUACUAUGAACGCAACAAGCAGAACUCGUAUCCGGAGGGCGUGUCGGUCAAAUAUCCCAAACCGGGGUAUCCCAACCCAGUCGUGACGUUGCAUAUCGCGACACCCGGGGCGACGAACCCCGCUGGCUGGGAUAACCUCGUAGAGCUCGACCCGCUCCACUACUUCCCCGACAACGACCGAUUAUUCGUAGAAGUCACAUGGGUCACGGACAACUCGCUGCUCGUACGCACCACGAACCGCGUGCAGGACACGCAUCGGUUGUUUCUGGUGAAAGCCGUGACUGCGAACGAUACGACGCGGUGGCGAGGAACCUUGGUGCGGAACCAGACCACCACGGACGGAGGCUGGAUUACGAAACUGCAGCCUCUUACCUUUAUCCCGCCAGCCCUAGCGAUAGGCCGUAACCAACCAUCUUACGUGGAGCUGCUGGAAGACGCUGACGGAUACAUGCACAUUGCGCAUUUCCAAAGCGUGAACAGCGUCGACCCUGCGUGGCUCACCAAGGGCGCAUGGGAGGUGGAGAAGAUCCUGGCUGUGGAUGCACAGCGAGGGUUGAUUUACUACAGCAGCACGGAGGAUGGACCGACACAACGGCAUAUCUUCAGCGUGGCUCUCGAUGGCACGAAAGAGCGGUUGACUCCGCCCAAGGGCGAGUUGCCGGAAAGCCCUGUCGUGCCGAGUAAUAUAUUAGCGGGCAGGGAGGCGGGGAUUGCGCUGGACGCAAGUGGGGCGGAUGCCGGCUUCUACAGUGCUAGGUUCUCACCGGGUUGCGGAUUCUAUGUCCUUCAGUAUGAAGGUCCAGGCGUUCCGUGGAGCAGGAUAUACAAAGCUGAUUUAUCCGAGUUCCGCACCGAUGUGGACAACAAGGAAUUGUGGAAUGUCAUCGGCCAAUACGCAGUUCCCCAGAUACAAUACUUUCAAAUUCCCAUCGCGCACCAGAGUGAGAAGCCGGGAGAUACUUCGUCGUCAUCGGAAGCACGGCAGUCCCCUCAGAUGAUGAACGCCAUGCUCCGCGGCCCCCAUGACUUCAACGCGAAUGGCACCACAAAGUACCCCGUCCUGAUGCGCGUCUACGGCGGGCCCAACUCUCAGCUCGUCCAGCAACGCUUCUCGGUCGACUUCAUGACCGCCGUCGUCUCCGCCGGCGGGUUUCUUUCCCUCACCGUUGACGGCCGCGGGACCGGUCUCAUGGGCCGCAAAUUCCGCACCGCCGUCGCAUCCCAUCUCGGCAGCGUCGAGGUUGACGACCAAUUAGCCGCCGCCGACUGGCUACGGACGCAAUCCUUCGUCGACCCCGCUCGAAUCGCGAUAUGGGGUUGGUCGUACGGCGGGUACAUGACCGCCAAGUGCAUUGAGGCGAAUAGUGGCCGGUUUGCGUUGGGGAUGUCGGUUGCGCCCGUUACGGAUUGGAUGUACUAUGACUCGAUAUACACGGAGCGGUAUAUGAAGACGCCGAGGAGUAACCCAAAGGGAUAUGAGGGCAGUGCCGUGACGGAGAUGGAGGGCUUCCGGAAUGCGAAGUAUCUUUUGGUGCAUGGGACUGCUGAUGACAACGUCCACUUCCAGAAUACGGCCUCCCUCAUCUGGAAACUCACCAACGCCCGCAUCCGCAACUACCAAGUCCAGGUCUACACAGACUCGGACCACAGCAUGAGCGCCGGCGGCGCGCCCAGGGAGGUGUAUGUCCGCCUGUGGAACUUCUUGAUGGAGAAUUUGCAAGGGGAGCAGUACCGCCUUGCGCGGUGAGGAUUGCUGGACCGAGAUCUUGGGCGGUAGUGUACAACGUAGCGACGUAUACUGUACAUCGUCCUUUAUCCAUGCGACUGGCGUCUCUCCAACCCUUCGAUUUGUAUAGAAACAGGCCGUCUUCUAUAAUAUGUACAUAUCUAUGUUUGAAAGGAGCUGGAUCCUCGCUAUUUCUGAUGGCACCAGCUAUGCUGGACGAUGGCAUGAUAUCGACACCGACGGCAGCGGGGGCGAUACCGACUCCAAUCAUGCCG
Fimicolochytrium jonesii is the source of this 2641-nucleotide messenger RNA. Its product is annotated as dipeptidyl peptidase IV N-terminal region-domain-containing protein. The record is from RefSeq and is a predicted model, not a curated record. The coding region runs from base 249 to 2387 and encodes 712 amino acids. The transcript has 2 exons. Gene Ontology annotation, biological process: proteolysis. NCBI's taxonomy places the organism in Eukaryota, Fungi, Chytridiomycota, Chytridiomycetes, Spizellomycetales, Powellomycetaceae. Gene Ontology annotation, molecular function: serine-type endopeptidase activity; dipeptidyl-peptidase activity.